CUGAGCACCGACAGAGUGCCUGGCACGGGGCUCCACCACCCUCUCAGCCAUCAGGGAUUUCAAACCUGGGCACCACACCAGACAGAGCAUGGCCAUUGCUCCAGCCAAGGCACAAAUGAGGAAGAGAUUCUGAUAGGGAGGUCAGGGAAGGCCGACUAGAGGUGGAGGCAAGAACAGGUGUGCAGGGUAGCCCUCUUUUCAGCCUCCUGCAGCUGGAGGAGGCACACCCCGGCCCUGUCAGGGCUGCAUGCCCCACCCUGCCCUCUGCCCAGCAGGCUCCCACCCUAGGCUCUCAAGCCAGCCACAGGGACUUGCAUCCCCCAGAAAGCAAUGCCACUCAGCCUCUUACCCCAUCCCCACACUUACCCAAUCUUAAGCCACUUACCCCAUCCCCCCAUGAGGAAUGGAAGGAAGAGGCUGUGUUCUCCUGUGGAGCUUGGACAUCUGCACAUAAAGGGGCCGGCGCAGCUCCGGGCAGUGGCCUCGGAGUUCAGCCUCAUCUCCCCCAGGGAAACAGCUGCUUGGGAGCCUCCCGGGGCCCCCAAGACACUCACCUUUUCCUAGAUGCUAGACUUGCGGGGAGCAGAGGGACCCUCUGGCGAUGAGCAGGGCUUCUAGAGCUAAUUCGCUCUCUGUCUUUCUCACACACACGCGCGCGCACGCACGCGCGCACACACACACACACACACACACACACACACACACACACACCCUGGCUGAUUUUACAGUCAAUCUUUCAAAGUGCAAUUUGUCUAGGAAAAGCCAAUGUGAGGCCCGUGUGUGCCCCGACCAAUGGUGGUGCGGCUCCGGCGGCUCAGCCAGUCUCGGGCCUGUAUUCUAAUGGGCCGUAUCUUUAUCAGGGAAAUGUUCCUUCUCUGAACUUAAAACUUCUCAUGUAGGGUCCCCAGACUCAGAGGCAGAAAGGGGGUCUGAGCUGAGGCGUAGGGGGCCACCUAGUCCAGCCAGGGCAAGGAGAGAGGCCAGGAGCCCUGGGGAGGCCUCCCACCUGCCCCGAGCACCUGACUUCCGAGCAGCUGACCGGGUGCCGGUGCCUGGGCCAGGGCCUGGCCGAGGCCUUAGGUGGGAGGCAGUCAGGGGCUCAGAGUUGGUCCUGACCCUCCAGGCCUGCCAUGAGAUUUAGGGCUAGAGUGUGGGCUCUUGGGUUUUAGGGGCCUGGAGAAGCCUUCCCUGUCCUGACUGGGAGAUCAUGGAGUCCAACCUGCAGGGGACCUUCCUGCUGAACAACACGCCGCUGGCUCAGUUUCCGGAGAUGAAGGCCCCUGUGUGCCAGUAUUCAGUGCAGAACUCCUUCUACAAGCUCAGCCCCCCGGGGCUGGGCCCCCAGCUGGCGGCGGGGACCCCCCACGGGAUCACGGACAUCCUGAGCAGGCCCGUGGCUGCACCGAACAGCAGCCUCCUCUCCGGCUACUCCCACGUGGCAGGCUUCGGGGGGCUCAGCUCGCAAGGGGUCUACUACAGCCCCCAGGUAGGAAAUUUUUCCAAGGCUGGAAACGAGUACCCCACCCGGACCCGGAACUGCUGGGCGGACACCGGCCAGGACUGGCGAGGCAGUCGGCAGUGCAGCAACACCCCAGAUCCCCUAAGUGACAGCAUACACAAGAAGAAGCACACCCGGCCCACCUUCACGGGGCACCAGAUCUUUGCCCUGGAGAAAACCUUUGAGCAGACCAAGUACUUGGCUGGCCCUGAGAGGGCGCGGCUGGCAUACUCCCUGGGCAUGACUGAAUCGCAGGUCAAGGUGUGGUUCCAGAACCGCAGGACCAAGUGGCGGAAGAAGAGCGCCCUGGAACCCUCGUCCUCCACGCCCCGGGCCCCGGGCGGCGCGGGCGCGGGCGCAGGCGGGGACCGCGCACCCUCGGAGAACGAGGACGACGAGUACAACAAGCCGCUGGACCCUGACUCGGACGACGAGAAGAUCCGCCUGCUGCUGCGCAAGCACCGCGCCGCCUUCUCGGUGCUCAGCCUGGGAGCGCACAGCGUCUGACGCCCGCCGUCCAGGCCCAGGAUCCUGGCUGCAGCCCGCGGGGGAACGCCGAGGAGCCUAUCUUCCCCUCCCCUUCCCCACGCUGCUGGGGUCGCAGGGACUGAGUCUUCUGAUGAGGGGCGCGUGGAGGAGGUGGAGGAGGAGUGGCAGGUGCAGGGGAGGAGGCGGAAGAAGAGGAGGGGAGGCGGGAGAGGAGGAGGAAAAGGAGGGAAAGGGGACAGGCAUCCUAGCUAAGGGAGGAGGAGGCCAGGAGGGAGGCACAGCACUCCUGAGACCUGGAAGCCGCUGCCCCUUGCACCUCCGUGGGCCUCGCCUGCCACUUCUGCAGAUUCACAAGUGGACAGAGGACUAAAAUGACCAGGCUCUGCAGCCAGAAAACUGGCUGUGGGGUCCCAGACAUGCCACUGUGAUCCAACUUUUGUGGGGGUGGGGGGCAGGACAUCCCAGGAAGGGAGGCAGCUGGCUGGGGAGUCAGAAGACCAGAGUCUUGGGCCCCAAGCCAGCUGCUGGCUGCAGAAGAAAAGACAGGUGAGUGGCCAGGUGCACUCCUCAGAUCUGUGCACAGGAAGGAUCCCACUGGAGGGGCCAGAGCUGAGCACCUAACCCAGGCUGCAGGAAUCUGCCUCCAGGAGGGGAAGUGGGACAUCUCAGUGAAGAAUAAACGCCCCUGACACUCCAGAAUGAUGGCCCCUGAGCUGCGGAAAUCCCCUUGGCCUCCUUUCUCCGAUUUACCCUCAGGGUCAAUACCUCUGAGACCGGAAGACACGGAAAAUCCCUGACAACCGGGAAAAGGGGAGGAUGCAGGGAAAGGUGAGGCGGGGACGGUGUACCCAAGGGCUGCCCACCUGGGCAUCAUUUGGUGCUGAUAUAAGGACAGGCGCACCCAGAGAGAAGGAGCAUCCCAUCUGGGGAGGAAAGGAAGGGCUGGGAACAGCACCCCUCCAACAAGGCAGGAAAGGAGAAGGAGAGCCCCUCCAGCUGGGUGAAGGAUGCCAGGGAGGGGCUGAACCACGGCCUGCUGGGAAUCAUGGCCCUUCCUUUCCUCGGACAAUCUUGCGGUCUGGCACUGGAGCUGGUGCUGACAGGGACGCUGGCCAACAGAGUGGUAUUUUUCACCCAGGUGAUCUGAGCUGCUGGCAGGUAGGGGGUGGGAUGGGGGAGGUGGGUGGGGACUGGUGGUAGAGCAAUGCAGCCCAGAAGGGACUGAGCAUUUGCCCAUCCUUGCUGGCUUUCAAAAAAUAAACAGUAAAAAUAAAAGUCCCAUGA
Molecule: messenger RNA, 3271 nt
Organism: Chlorocebus sabaeus (green monkey)
Lineage: Eukaryota; Metazoa; Chordata; Mammalia; Primates; Cercopithecidae
Gene: NKX6-3
Product: NK6 homeobox 3
Biological process (GO): cell differentiation; regulation of transcription by RNA polymerase II
Cellular component (GO): nucleus
Molecular function (GO): RNA polymerase II cis-regulatory region sequence-specific DNA binding; DNA-binding transcription factor activity, RNA polymerase II-specific
Source: RefSeq, a predicted model, not a curated record